Molecule: messenger RNA, 2319 nt
Organism: Truncatella angustata
Lineage: Eukaryota; Fungi; Ascomycota; Sordariomycetes; Amphisphaeriales; Sporocadaceae
Product: Six-hairpin glycosidase-like protein
Exons: 1
Coding region: 1-2319 (772 amino acids)
Biological process (GO): carbohydrate metabolic process
Molecular function (GO): alpha-L-fucosidase activity
Source: RefSeq, a predicted model, not a curated record
AUGGAGCACGACCGGGAACAUCUGUGCCUUCAUUACACCUCACCUGCGACUGAAUGGUCCCAGGCAUUACCAUUGGGCAAUGGGCGUUUGGGAUGCAUGGUACACGGCCGUACCUCAACCGAGCUCCUUCAACUCAACGAAGACUCAGUAUGGUAUGGUGGCCCGCAAGAUCGCACACCGCGGAGCGCCAAACAUCUGUCGAAACUACGUCAACUGAUUAGAGACGGUCGACAUCAGAACGCAGAAGAGCUGGUUCGCGAUGAGUUUUUUUCGAGUCCGGCUUCGAUGCGACACUAUGAGCCCCUAGGGUCUGCCUAUCUGGACUUUGGCCACGACGAAAAAAAUGUCAAGAGUUAUCGCCGCUGGCUGAACAUUGCCGACGCCAUAUCUUCGGUGACUUACGAGGUGAACGGCAUUAAUGUGCGAAGAGAUGUCAUCGCAAGCAACCCAGACAGUGUGUUGGUGAUGCACGUGACCGCUUCGAGACCAAUUAGCUUCAGUGUGCGACUCGGCCGCCGGGGCGAACAUGAAUGGGACACGAACGAGUUUUUCGAUCGCCUGGAGGUGGGACAUGACCAGGUCGAAGAGGUAUCGUUCAUUCAUAUGGAUGCACUUCCCGGCGGUGCAUUCAGUAAUCGAUUGUCUUGUGUGCUUGGAGUGAAAUCGGCACCAGACCAUGGAACGGUGGCAGCAACAGGGAACUGUGUCAAAGUCAACUCUUCGGAUUGCCUUAUUGCGAUUGGCGCACAUACUGCAUUUCGACACGAUAAUCCGGGGGCUGUUGCUAGGCAGGAUGUAUUUACUGCACUGCACGGGACGUGGCGGGAACUUAUGGUACGACAUGCAACGGACUAUCAGGAGUUGUUCAACCGCACGAGCCUGCGACUGUGGCCGGACCAUAGCCACGUUCCGACGGAUAUUAGGAUUGGACGGAGGGAUCCAGAAGACGCUGGCCUGAUUGCCUUGUACCACAACUAUGGGAAAUACCUGCUCAUAUCAAGCAGCCGUGCUGGCCACAAGGCCUUGCCCGCGAAUUUGCAAGGAAUAUGGAACCCAAGCUUCACUCCCCCGUGGGGAAGCAAAUACACGAUCAAUAUCAACAUUCAAAUGAACUACUGGCCGGCCCCACUUUGUGAUCUUGCAGAAUGUGCUCUGCCUCUUGUUGAUCUCCUGGAGAGGAUGGCAGAACGUGGAAAACGGACGGCCGAGCUGAUGUAUGGUUGUGGAGGCUGGUGUGGACAUCACAACACAGAUAUUUGGGCGGAUACGGACCCUCAAGAUACGUGGAUGCCCGCGACACUGUGGCCUCUCGGCGGUGUGUGGCUAUGUAUCGAUCUGGUUCAGAUGCUGCAGCGCCAAUACGAUAAGGCCCUGCACGACAGGCUGUUCCCGAUACUGGAAGGGUGCGUUCAAUUUCUCCAAGACUUCUUGGUGCCUUCAGCCGACGGGCUAUAUCUUGUGACGAGCCCCUCCCUCUCUCCGGAAAACACGUACGUGUCGAAGUCAGGAGAGCCGGGAAUAUUUUGUGAAGGUUCAGCCAUAGACAUGACAAUCGUCAAAUCUGUUUUUGAAUUGUACAUUUGGAGUGCUGGCAUUCUCGGACACCGUGGCGGGUUGAGGGAACUGAAAGUGAGGGAGAUGAUGUUGCAACUACCACCUCUGCAGAUCAACGAAGCGGGCCUGAUACAGGAAUGGGGAACACAGGAUUAUGAAGAGUACGAGCCAGGCCAUCGCCAUGUGUCGCACCUGUUCGGGCUGCAUCCCGGAGACGUGAUUGACCCAACAAAUUCGCCGGAGCUAGCCGAAGCUGCGCGGAAAGUGCUUGAACGCCGAGCUGCACACGGUGGUGGCCACACGGGAUGGAGCCGGGCCUGGUUGCUCAACAUGCACGCGCGGUUGCAAGAUGCUGAAGGCUGCGAGAACCAUGGAGAGUUGCUGCUGAGCAAGUCGACUCUGCCCAACCUUCUUGACAACCAUCCCCCGUUUCAGAUUGAUGGCAACUUUGGCGGCUGUGCCGGCGUGGUCGAAUGCUUGGUCCAAUCGUCCACAAUUCAGUUGGAGCUCAAGGAGCAAGUUGUCGUGAUUCAACUCCUUCCAGCAUGCCCACGAUCUUGGUCAAAAGGCAAGAUAAGCGACGUGUGUUUGAGAGGCGGUUGGAGAGUAAGCUUUGGCUGGGAACAAGCAAGUAUCGCUGGGGACGUUGUGGUCCGCGCAACACAUGAUAAGUUUGUGCAGGCACAGGUGGUGUUCCCUGGCGGCCAGUUGCUGUCAGUGAUGGGAAUGGGAGAACAUCGUGUGCAGCAGAGAGACGCAAGAUGA